AUGACUCCAGCACAGCAGUGGCUGGGGCUGCCGAGAGCGGGGAUGAUGUGAGAAGCUCUCUGGUGUAACAUAAAGAAAAACGUUUACAUGAUCUCGCUGCACGGAAGAUAAACUAGUUUAAUAGCUAGCUAGCUAGCUAUCUGGACAGUACUCAACGCUAACUUUGCUAUAUGGGACAUCAUUAUAAGGAUGAGUUGCCAAGGCUGUCACUGCUUGUCACUUCCCAGGUUAUUUAUCUGUGUAUGAGGUGACAGGUCCAGGAAGGACCAGAGCUGUCAUGGCAGCUAGGGCUAAAUGGUAAACCCCAUCACAUGACAGUCAGCUGGGCCUGGGAGAAAUAGUGAGAGAGACAGAUGAGAGAGAGCUCACAGCUCACAUGCAGCUGUAGGUGAAAAGUCAGAAAGGUUAGUUAGCUACUUACUGCAUUCUGCUUUUAGAGAGAGAGUUCCUUUAGCAAGAUCCCUUUGUCCCUCUGCACUACCCUCAUUAUUUCACUCACUGUCUCUCUCUCUCUCUCUCUCUCUCUCUCUCUGUAGGAUGAGUGUGAAGCAGUGUCUGGAGGGUCAGGUGUACUCUGUGCCUCUGAUCCAGUCAGACCUGAGGAGGGAGGAGGCUGUUCACCAGAUAGCAGACGCCCUGCUCUACCUAGAGACUAUCUCUACUGACAUCUUUACCAGGUAGACACACCAGGUUGCCUGUUAGCUAAGAUGCUCCUGGUUUAUACAUGAAAUAUAACAUAACACUGAAUGACACACACACAUACACACAUUUAACUACUUUAUCAGCAGAACACACACACUCACAUACUGUGACUUUCCCCUGGUGUGUAUGUGUAGGGUGUCUGAGAGUGUAGAGCGGAAUCGCUGUCAGCUGCAGAGUGUGACAGAUCGGAUCAGGCUAGCCCAGGCCCGCGUCGACAAGAUCAAAGGAAGCAAGAAGGCCACCAAGGUAACACACAGAGUUGUGACACAUGUUCCCCUUCUAAUCACUGUUCCCAAUACAUGCAGAUCUCUGAGAGUACAAUACUUGAGAGUACUAUGAGAUUUUGAUUUGUGUGUGUGUGUGUAUGUAGGUGUUCUCCAGUGCUAAGUAUCCAGCUCCAGAUCGUCUCCAGGAUUACUCCUCCAUCUUCAGUGGAGCCACAGACCCUGCCUCUCAGAUACGCCGCCGAUACCGCAUACAGGCCAAACUACGACCCCUUGACGACAAGGCCCUGCAGGUAACACACACACACAUACACACACACACAUUUGGAUCUACUGUAAAACAUUUCAGUACAAAGGACCUACAUAUUUCAGAGGUCAUGCAGAUUACUGGACUUUGGAAACAGAAAGCACUUGCUCCUCUACAACGCUAAACUACCCAUUACAGCUGGUAUAUGCAUAAAUCAAAUGCAGUUUUAUAGCAGUAUAGGCCUAGCUGAUUAGAUAAAUGUAAUAUGACUAUACCUUUUUGGCUUUCAUCCAUGAUAUACAGUCUGCUCCACUCAGCUUAGUCCACAGGGCUUUUACUGCUGCAUAGACAGACCUGGGGGAUGCGGUGAUGGGCUUUCACCUGGCUCGGAUACACUUACCGCUAGUUAGGCUCUGACCUGACCUGCCUGAGGACAGACCUGUUCUGACCUGGGGACAUGACAUGAAAAGCCCUGACUAAAACUACCCACAGGAAACUACUCCCUACACCAGGGUUCCCCAACUGGCAGCCCACGGGUGAAAAAAAAGAUGUAUAUAUAUAUUUUUUGGGUGGGGGGACAUAAAAGGGCGGCAGGUAGCUUAGUGGUGAAGAGCGUUGUGCCAGUAACCGAAAGGUCGCUGGUUCUAAUCCCCGAGCCGACUAGGUGAAAAAUUUGUCGAUGUGCCCUUGAGCAAGGCACUUAACCGAAUUGCUCCUGUAAGUCGCUCUGGAUAAGAGCGUCUGCUAAAUGACUAAAAUUUAAAAAAUGUAAAUAAAAGACAGAAAAACACCAACAAAUUAGCUCCAAGUCAUUUUAAUUUUGGAAAUCUGUUCCAAAGUAGUCCCACGCAAAAUAGAGAGAUAUACACUGAGUGUAGAAAACAUUAAGAAGAGUUGCCCCCCCUUUGCCCUUCAUCAGGGCAUGAACUUUACAAGGUGUCAAAGGCGUUCCACUGAGAUGCUGGCCCAUGUUGACUCCAAUGCUUCCCAAAGUUGUGUCAAAUUGGCUGGAUGUCCUUUGGGUGGUGGACCAUUCUUGAUACACACGGGAAACUGUUGAGUGUGAAAAGCCCAGCAGCGUUGCAGUUCUUGACACAAACCGGUGCACCCUCUGAAUGACACACAUACACAAUCUAUGUCUCAAGGCUUAAAAAUACUUAUUUAACCUGUCUCCUCCCCUUCAUCUACACUGAUUGAAGUGGAUUUAACAAGUGACAUCAAUAAGGGAUCCUAGCUUUCACCUGGAUUCACCUGGUCAGUCUAUGUCAUGAAAAGAGCAGGUGUUCUUAAUGUUUUGUAAGCAAGGUUUGAAAUGAAUAUGUUUUAGUCAAAUAUUAUUUAUGUUUGGGCUUCUUGCGGUCAAUUUGCAGUCUCCAAAUUAUUUGUAAUUAUGUAACGGCCCCCUGACCAUCCGCUCAAGAAAAAUUGUCCCACGGCUGAACCUAGUUGAUGAUCCUAGCCCUACACUUACGUGUGUGUGUGUGUGUGUGUGUGUGUGUGUGUGUACACCUUAGCUCAGCAGUGAAGUUGUGCAUUAUUGAUAGUGAACACCACUGAGUUCUCCCUCGCUUCCCGGAACCGAAAACUUACAGGAACAGGAGUAUAUUUUGCUGUGUCUGAGAGAGGGAGAGAACGAUUUGUGCACUUCCCUAGCUCAGAGAUGUAUUAUUUAUAAAACCUCAAGCACUGCAGAGAGAGAGGGAGAUGCGAGUGAAUGAAUGAAUGUGAGGGAGAGAGAAAUAGACAGAGGCUGAUGACAAAAAGAGAAAGAGUGGGAGUUAUUCAUUCUGUUGAUGGUUUUGAAUAUGUUGCUCUCUCUCUCUUGCCUGCAAGGCUGUCUAUUGAAAGCUACUAGCUCUCAUUUCGUACAUAAACAGAGAUGCAAAGCCAAUGCAUGUUUAUGUCUGGUGGCCAUUUGUGUUUACUAAAGGAGGUUCUUACCAGACUCAUCCCAUCUAAUAUCUGUCCUCUCUUGUUCUACACCCCCUCUCUCUCUGUCCACCUCUAGGAGAAGUUGUGUUAUUAUCCGGUGUGUGUGAGCAGUAAGAAGCGUUCGGAGGAUGAGACCGAGGAGGGGCUGGGCGGUCUGCCUCGAAACAUCUCCUCUGUCAGCUCCCUGCUGCUGUUCAAUACUACAGAGAACCUGUUAGUGCACAAACACACACACACACAUACACACACACACACACACACACACUCCUCUAACUGGUUGUGUUUGUGUAUGUGUUUAGGUAUAAGAAGUAUGUUUUCCUGGACCCCCUGGCGGGGGCGGUGACUAAAACACACACCACCCUGGAGACAGAGAAGGAAGAGAAACCAUUUGACGCUCCGCUAUCCAUAACCAAGAGAGAACAGCUGGAGAGACAGGUACACACACUCACACCAUACAUACUGUAUUCACACUCCCACACUAUUCUCUAAAGAACAAGAGGCCUGUGGCAUUGCUCUCUUUGGACUAUAAUAUUUUUUCAAUGGGCCUUGCUAACAAGUUAAAGUGUGACUGUAAAUUAUUACACUUUCUUUCUUCCUCACGCUCUCAUUCCCUCUCCAUCUGUCCCCCUGUAGACAGCAGAGAGUUACUUCUAUGUUCCAGACCUGGGUCAGGUCCCAGAGAUAGACGUCCCCUCCUACCUACCAGACCUGCCAGGCAUCGCUGACGACCUGUCCUACAGCCAAGACCUGGGGCCCGGCAUCGCACCCUCUGGACCCACACACACCUUCCCUGAACUACCCUCCUUCACUGGGGAGGACAUGCCCGGUACACAGACUGUCUCUGUUGUGUGGAUUAUACAGAAGUUUCCGUGUCAAAUGAGGGAAAUGUUUCUAUGGGUUGAUGUUGAUUUGUUUGUUUGCUUGUUUGUUACAGGUUCUCAAUUCCAAAUUGCAGUCCCACCUCCUCCCCCACCUCCUCCUCCCCCACCAGAGCCCACACAUACCCCCACCCCUCCCCCUGGUCUCCCCCCUCCUCCACCGCCUCCCCCACCUCCCCCUGCAAAUAGCCCUGCAGACGCCAGCUACACUCAGAGCACAGGUAACACACACACAUGAUACACACACUAUACACAAACACACUCUCCUUCUCUUGAACUAUGUGUUUACCUCCAGCUACUGUAGUGGGCGCUCCCAGCGAGGUGGUUGAAUCAAAAGGCCGGGCCAGUCUACUAGAGUCCAUCCGCAACGCUGGAGGCAUCGGCAAGGCCAAACUACGCAACGUCAAAGAACGCAAGAUGGAGAAAAAAAAACAAAAGGAGCAGGAACAAGGUAAACAAGAAGGGGAGCGAGAGGGGAGAGGUGGUGGGGGAGAGAAAAUAAACAGAUUGUCGUUGGAUGAGUGUCUUGGUUUCUCCUCUUGAAUGACAAACGAGAGAUUAGUCUUGAACCUGGUGACUCUUUUAGAACAUUUUAUAGUCCCAACAGAGCAAUGCUCGCUACAGGCCUCCAGUUCUUUAAAGGGGAAAUCAGCAGUUGCUACAUCCAUUUUUUGACUUAUAAAUGAAUGAUAUGUACCCAUUGAUUCUUGAAGAGUACAACUUAUAAAUGCCUCAUGAGCUUAGUUCAACUGUCAUACCCAAAAUAUAAGCUUGUUUUACUCCAACGUUUGUAAACAAAAUAAAUGUAAACAAACACUGUAUAGCCUAAAACAUGGUUAAAACUAUCAUUUUGAUAUCAUGGAUGGUCAGAGUCCUUGCAUCCAUAGCUCUGUCUGAAUUUGAGUGAUUACAUUUCUCCAGCCCCAUCCCCCCGCUUUUUACUGAAACAGUGGUGGGGAGAACACUUUGUUAUUGUUUUAACUGCUGAUUGUCGCUUUAACUUACAGAGCAUAUUUGGGACAUAGUGUGUGUGUGUGCAGACUCCAAACCACAGGGUUACCUAACUAGUCAUAGAGAACAGCUCAGGGCUGCAUGACCUUUAGAUGUAUAAACAUCACCUUCAUUAAAGCACUGAUUAAACUACACUGUUUUAUCUGUAAGACUUUGCUGUGUGUGUGUGUGUGUGUGAGGGAGCGGGAGCGAGCGAGCGAGCAUGUGUGUUAGACCUUUAAGUGAGUCCACAGUCAUCAGUGCUGGUUCAGUUGUUGCUGGGCCACUAACAUUUAACAGCUGGGUUCAUCUGAGCAGGACAUGAAAACUACUACAGUUGUUCACUAGCUGAACUAUUUAUGUAGUGUGUAGCUACAGUAGAUAUAACUGCUCUGGUCUCUCCACUGUACUAAAAAGGACAUAGAAAUGUCAUAUAUAAUCUGCUUCACUGCAUUGUGUUCUCCCUCCUCUCUCUCAGUGGUAGCAGCAGCCAGUGGAGGAGACUUCAUGUCAGAUCUCUUCAAUAAGUUGGCCAUGCGAAGGAAAGGUGAGAACACUCCUCUCCUUCCCCAUUCUUCUCUCAUCUCCCCUGGGCUAUUGUCCCUCAGUAGUGUAGUAGUAUUUCUAGGUCUUGGUGAUAGUGGUGUUUGUGUGUUUCCCAGGUAUCUCUGGUAAGGGUCCUGGAGGCGGGGACUCAGGGGAGGGCCCAGCUGGCUCUGGCAGCGCAUUCGCUAGGAUGUCCGACGUAAUCCCGCCUCUUCCUGCCCCCCAUCAGCCAACCGCUGAAGACGAGGAUGACUGGGAGGCCUGA
Messenger RNA from Coregonus sp. 'balchen', 5784 nucleotides. The record is from the annotation of a GenBank genome assembly. NCBI's taxonomy places the organism in Eukaryota, Metazoa, Chordata, Actinopteri, Salmoniformes, Salmonidae.